Molecule: messenger RNA, 315 nt
Organism: Rasamsonia emersonii CBS 393.64
Lineage: Eukaryota; Fungi; Ascomycota; Eurotiomycetes; Eurotiales; Trichocomaceae
Exons: 1
Source: RefSeq, a predicted model, not a curated record
CCCGCCGCUAAGCAGCACGCCGCCGGUCGGUUGACCCCACUGCUGGCCCUGGUGCGGCGCGGUGCGAUGCGCCAAACUCUCCAGACAUCCUUCAGGCCUGCGUUGGCACCCAAACCGCCGCCUGCUGAGGAGGUAUGGCUGUUACCGUUGCUGUUGGACCCUGCCCUAAAGUUCGCAGUCGGACCCAUUCCUGUCCAUCUGCUCUGCUCUCGUCGCGACCAGACGAGCUCAGUCCUCGUAGCUCUCCUCCCAGUCACUCCACAUCUCACCUCGUCUGAAGCCAUCCCAGGCUCCCAGCCCCUUAAACUUCGUUAA